Drosophila subpulchrella is the source of this 1379-nucleotide messenger RNA. Its product is annotated as aminoacylase-1-like. NCBI's taxonomy places the organism in Eukaryota, Metazoa, Arthropoda, Insecta, Diptera, Drosophilidae. The record is from RefSeq and is a predicted model, not a curated record. Gene Ontology annotation, cellular component: cytoplasm. Gene Ontology annotation, biological process: amino acid metabolic process. The transcript has 6 exons. The coding region runs from base 84 to 1289 and encodes 401 amino acids. Gene Ontology annotation, molecular function: aminoacylase activity.
GACACUAGCUAACACAAGUCAGUACGCUGUUAGCUGUCAGUUGCAACGGAUCGUAUAUACAUAGAACUUUGUGAUCCAUUAAAAUGUGCACUAACAAGUGGGAAUCCGAUGAGGAGAUCCAGUAUUUCCGCGAGUAUCUGCGCAUUCCAAGUGUUCAUCCCGAUCCGGACUAUAAACCAUGUGUCGAGUUUUUGAGUCGUCAGGCAAAGCUGAUUGAUCUGCCUCUCAAGGUAUUUUAUCCAGCGAAUAAUCAGAAUCCCGUGGUGAUCUUGACAUGGAAAGGUCUCCAACCUGAGUUGCCCAGCGUUCUGCUGAACUCCCACAUGGACGUAGUUCCAGUAUUUCCCGAAAACUGGACCCAUCCACCAUUUGGAGCAGAUAUUGAUGAGGAGGGUCGCAUUUUUGCUAGAGGAACACAGGAUAUGAAAAGUGUGGGAAUGCAGCAUCUUGCAGCUAUCAGAGCGUUGAAAAAAAGUGGAGCCAAAUUCAAACGAACUAUCCACAUCUCAUUUGUAUCAGAUGAAGAAAUGGGUGGUCGUUAUGGAAUGCGACCCUUUGUGCCCACUGAUGACUUUCGUGCCCUUAAUGUGGGAUUUGCAAUGGACGAGGGUUUGGCGUCCCCCAACGAGGCUUUUACUCUCUUUUAUGGAGAGCGGGCUGUGUGGCGUGUGUAUUUCAACAUCAGUGGAUCGGCAGGUCAUGGAUCCCUUUUGCUGCCGAACACUGCUGGCGAAAAGCUCAACUAUAUAGUUGGAAAAAUGAUGGAGUUUCGUAAAACUCAGGUCCAGAGAUUACAGAAUAAUCCUGAGUUGGUCAUUGGCGAUGUGACGACCAUUAAUUUGACAAAAGUCAGUGGCGGAGUUCAGAGCAAUGUGGUGCCACCUUUGCUGAUGGUGGCUUUCGAUUGUCGUUUGGCUCUGGAUCUUGAUAUAGUGGAGUUUGAAGCCAAUCUACACAAAUGGUGUGAUGAUGUGGGUGGUGGCAUCGAGAUAACCUACGAACAAAAACAACCUAAGGUUCCGCCCACUGCCAUCGAUAAUAGUAAUCCUUUCUGGGUGGCUUUCAAAAAAACCACCGAUGAAUUAAAGCUGUCCAUUAAUCCAGAAAUAUUUACCGGAGGAACUGACAGCAGGUACAUUCGCGCUGUUGGCAUUCCAGCUUUGGGCUUCUCCCCCAUGAACAAGACACCCGUACUUCUCCACGAUCACGAUGAGUUCAUUCAGGCGGACAUCUAUAUACGGGGCAUUCAGAUAUUCGAGAAAAUUAUAAGCAACGUAGCUAAUGUCUAGUUAAUCCCCAUAAUCUACUGUGUUCUUUCCUUUGAUGCAUAUAAUAACGGUUAUGAGAUAAAAAUAAACUUCUUGAAGAGAUAUCUUAAA